This is a messenger RNA of Pistacia vera, 545 nucleotides long. RefSeq lists its product as uncharacterized. The transcript has 3 exons. The record is from RefSeq and is a predicted model, not a curated record. Lineage: Eukaryota; Viridiplantae; Streptophyta; Magnoliopsida; Sapindales; Anacardiaceae. Bases 81 to 545 code for a protein of 154 amino acids.
UUCAUUCUCAUUCACACACUCCACCAUUUCCUUCAUAAUUUCUUCUUCUUUCUGUUAAUUUCCCAUUUAUUUUCUCAAAAAUGGUUAAAGUAGGAGGAGUCUUCGUUUGUCUGUUAAUCGUUGCCAUGGAUGUGGCUGCAGGGAUUCUUGGCAUCCAAGCCGAAGUUGCACAAGACAAGGUUAACCAUAUGCGGCUCUGGAUAUUUGAGUGUAGAAAUCCAAGCCAUGAUGCUUUCAUGCUAGGGUUAAUUGCAGGAGUACUUCUGGUUUUAGCUCAUGUAAUUUCUAAUUUACUAGGUGGGUGCAUGUGCAUUUGUUCUCAAGCUUCCCCUUGCAGGCAACUCUCCUUGGCGUGCCUCCUCUUCUCUUGGAUCAUAGUAGCCGUUGGAUUGUCAAUGUUGGUGAUAGGAACAAUGUCAAACAACAAAUCAAAAGCUUCCUGUGGGUUCACACACCGUCAUUUUCUAUCAAUUGGAGGGAUUCUUUGUUUUGUUCAUGGCUUAUUCUGUGUUGCAUAUUAUGUUUCUUCUACUGCUGCUACUUAA